Molecule: messenger RNA, 702 nt
Organism: Drosophila kikkawai
Lineage: Eukaryota; Metazoa; Arthropoda; Insecta; Diptera; Drosophilidae
Source: RefSeq, a predicted model, not a curated record
AUGCUGAUUAAGACCUUGGGCCUACUUCUUCUGUUAACGGGUCAGUCCUUGGGAGACUUGUCCCAUUUUGGUAUUCCCAACUUGGCCACUAUACACAUCAGAGGCGGUGGCUCUGGCUCCCGUCCUGGCUCUUCAAGCAGCAGUCACCAUAAGGACAAGGGCCAGUCGGAAUAUGAUGCAUAUCUGAAUGCUUAUUACAAGAAUUACUGGCAGCAGUUCUACCAAGCCCAGGCGGCUUACUAUGCCUACUGGGCCUAUAGACCUUUUGGGGGCUACCCACCUCAUGGACCCCAUGGACCGCCGCCGACCACCAAAGCUCCCGACACAGACACAACAUCCACUGCGAUUCCAACCUCUACGGGAACGCCCACCACCUCAACAGCUAUUCCCACAUCGACUGGAGAACAAACCACAUCAACAGCCGUGGCAACCCAGCCCACAACGACACCAUCUCCAACGACCUCCACUGCCGUGGCUCCCCAGAAUACGGACACCACCUCAACGGCAGUUGCUCCGGCAGUACGAGCUAACACAACGCCUCUUCCCUUCCGCUUGGUGGCCAGUAAUCUGAUCAGCCAGUCGCUUCCAAAUUAUGUUCUUGGAUCGAAUGUGGGAGCACCAGCACCAGUCUAUAUCCCAUAUGAUAACUACUAUCAAGCGGACCAGCCAGGGUCCUACGUUCAGUUCGUGGGAAAGAAAUAG